Molecule: messenger RNA, 2823 nt
Organism: Fukomys damarensis (Damara mole-rat)
Lineage: Eukaryota; Metazoa; Chordata; Mammalia; Rodentia; Bathyergidae
Gene: Acap1
Product: ArfGAP with coiled-coil, ankyrin repeat and PH domains 1
Exons: 20
Coding region: 319-2580 (753 amino acids)
Cellular component (GO): cytoplasm
Molecular function (GO): GTPase activator activity; protein binding
Source: RefSeq, a predicted model, not a curated record
AGGAAGUCAUAUCAUGGCCUUGUUUACACUCAGGAGUAGGGAUUAUACAAGGAUGCAUAAAACAUUGGGGGCCAUCUUAGUGUGUGCCCAUCCCAACUGCCUGUUUCUUGUCUAUUUCCCUCCAGUAGAAUGGAAGUUCCAUGAGAGGCCUUAUGUUUUAUUUUUGUACAACCCUCAGUACCUGUACUACAGCCUGAAAGCUAGAAGCUCCUCAAGCUGGGAACCGGCCUCCUGGAAAGUGGGCGCCAUUACCUUGCUGCCAGCCGCUCAUUCAUUGCUGGCAUUUAUGAUCUGGCUCACCUGGGUCCACCAGAGCCCAUGAUGGUGGAGUGUUUGGACAAAUUCACUGUAAGCCUGAAUCACAAGCUGGACAGCCACUUGGAACUUCUUGAUGCCACUCAGCACACACUGCAGCAGCAAAUCCAGACCCUGGUUAAGGAAGGUCUCCGAGGUUUCCGAGAGGCUCGCCGGGAUUUCUGGAGGGGGGCUGAGAGCCUGGAGGCUGCUCUUAUCCACAAUGCAGAAGUUCCCAGACGCCGCACUCAAGAGGCAGAGGAGGCUGGAGCUGCUCUGAGGAUUGCUCGAGCUGGAUACCGAGGACGGGCAUUGGAUUAUGCCCUGCAGAUCAAUGUGAUAGAAGACAAGAGGAAGUUUGACAUCAUGGAGUUUGUGCUGCGUUUGGUGGAAGCCCAGACUGUCUAUUUCCAGCAGGGCCAUGAGGAGUUGAGCCGCCUGGCCCAGUAUCGGAAGGAGCUGGGUGCCCAGUUGCACAAGCUGGUCUUGAAUUCAGCACGAGAGAAGAGGGACAUGGAACAGAGACACGUGCUGCUGAAACAGAAGGAGCUGGGUGGGGAGGAGCCAGAGCCAAGCCUAAAGGGGGGACCUGGUGGCCUGGUCAUGGAAGGACAUCUAUUCAAACGAGCCAGCAAUGCCUUUAAGACUUGGAGCAGACGCUGGUUCACCAUCCAGAGCAACCAACUGGUUUACCAGAAGAAGUACAAGGACCCUGUAACUGUGGUGGUGGAUGACCUUCGCCUCUGCACAGUGAAGCUCUGCCCUGACUCCGAAAGGCGGUUCUGCUUUGAGGUGGUGUCCACCAGCAAGUCCUGCCUCCUCCAGGCUGACUCUGAGCGCCUCCUGCAGCUGUGGAUCAGUGCUGUGCAGAGCAGCAUCGCCUCAGCCUUCAGCCAAGCUCCUCUUGAUGACAGCCCCAGAGGCCCUGGACAGGGUUCAGGAAAGAUGGCCCUGGGCUCUGCUGCUACCCUGGGUUGUGGAGGCACAGCCAGGGGAAGGGAGCCUGGGGGAGUCGGGCAUGUUGCAGCCCAGGUGCAGAGUGUGGAUGGCAAUGCCCAGUGCUGCGACUGCCGAGAGCCAGCCCCAGAGUGGGCCAGCAUCAACCUUGGUGUUACCCUCUGCAUUCAGUGCUCCGGCAUUCACAGGAGCCUGGGUGUUCAUUUCUCCAAAGUCCGAUCCCUGACCCUUGACUCUUGGGAGCCAGAACUAGUGAAGCUUAUGUGUGAACUGGGAAACGUCAUCAUCAACCAGAUCUAUGAAGCCCGUGUGGAGGCCAUGGCUGUGAAGAAGCCAGGGCCCAGAUGUUCCAGGCAGGAAAAGGAGGCCUGGAUUCAUGCCAAAUACGUGGAGAAGAAGUUUUUGACCAAGCUUCCUGAGAUUCGAGGGCAAAGAGGUAGCAGGGGGCCCCCAAGAGGGCAGCCGCCUAUACCCCCAAAGCCUUCCAUCAAGCCCCGGCCAGGGAGCAUCAGAUCCAAGCCAGAACCCACUUCUGAUGAUCUGGGGAGUCUGCAUUCUGGGGCCCUCCUGUUUCGAGCCGCUGGACACCCUCCAUCUCUUCCCACCAUGGCCGAUGCCCUUGCCCAUGGAGCUGAUGUCAACUGGGUCAAUGGGGGUCAAGAGAAUGCCACACCGCUGAUCCAGGCCACAGCUGCUAAUUCUCUUCUGGCCUGUGAGUUUCUUCUCCAGAACGGGGCAAAUGUGAACCAAGCAGACAGUGCAGGCCGGGGCCCACUCCACCAUGCAACAAUUCUUGGCCACACCGGGCUCGCCUGCCUGUUCCUGAAAAGGGGAGCCGAUCUGGGGGCUCGAGACUCUGAAGGCAGAGACCCUCUGACUAUCGCCAUGGAAACAGCCAACGCUGACAUCGUCACCCUGCUACGAUUGGCAAAGAUGAGGGAAGCUGAAGCGGCCCAGGGUCAGGCAGGUAAAGUAUUCACCCAUUCCACUUCCCCAGGCCCGAUACCGAAAUUCUGGGCUUUUGUCCCUCUCGUGCCCAACUGCAUAAUUCCAUUAUUUAUUCAACAAAUAUAUAUUGAGAGGAUCCGACGAGCCAGGUCCUUGAAACAAGGAAUAGCUCAGGGCUCACGAGUUCCUCGUCCACCCAUGCUUCCCGUGCCAGGCCGCCCUACUGCUUCCUCGCUAGGGCUCAGCUGUCCAGCCCCAGCCUUUCCUCCCUCCCCUUCAGGAGAUGAGACCUAUCUCGACAUCUUCCGCGACUUCUCCCUCAUGGCGUCGGAUGACCCCGAGAAGCUGAGCCGGCGUAGUCACGACCUCCACACGCUUUGAUCCCAGGCCCUGGGGGCCCCCGCACCCCAGCCCCUCCUCUCCCCACUGCCGACCCCUUCGCCAUUAAAGCCUGUGUUUUGCUUUUCCCUUCGAAGUUCACAUUGUUGGCACCACCUUCGGGCCGGCAGGGUGCGGUGCUGGGGCUUCCGGGAUGCAGGAAGCGGUGGGGCGCUUUUCUAGCUCGAGUCCCGGGGGAGGCGGCUCCCUGGGGAGCGCAGUGGCAGCGCCCGGAGGCCGGGGGAG